AUGUUGAUAUCACUUCUGAGAUUAAAGAAAAUCGAAGAAAGAAGAGGAAAUCAAGCAAAAAAAGAAAAGGAAUUGAAAAAAGAAAAAGAAAUUGAAGAAGAGGAAAUCAAAAAAAAAUAA
Molecule: messenger RNA, 120 nt
Organism: Racocetra fulgida
Lineage: Eukaryota; Fungi; Glomeromycota; Glomeromycetes; Diversisporales; Gigasporaceae
Source: the annotation of a GenBank genome assembly